UAGCCCGGCUCACUUUGAGCAUACCCUCCAUUUGUUUUGCUGGUGAAAAAGUCUCCAAGAUACCUUUUUCCUUUAACGGUUUCUUUAUUAAGAUUAUAAUUAUUUCAUAGGAUUGGUGCAUUUCUUAUAAAAUACACUAUUUACUCCGGCUCCGACAACCACAUCAGGUCCAUCACCAUCAGGAUCUGCAACGUCGGUUCCAUCGAGGAGUUUGCACGAGGGGAAGAGAUCCUUUUGAAGCAAAAAUGAGCUGUGUCAGACUGAAGAUAAAACUGAAUCAUCUUACUCAGCUGUGACAGAAGAAACACAAACUCAAGAUGAACGGCUCUGAUCAACCUAAAAACGUAUGUUCUCCCGAAUCAUGUCCGAAUUCAGUUACCAUGCCUGUUCAAGGGUGCCAGGUGUCAGGUCAAUUGAUCGUCAACACAAAUAACAUCAUCACCAACAUUGGAGGGCAGCAAAGCUCCUCAAAGACACCAAAGAAACUCAGACAUGAUGAAGAGUUUUUAAAGCUGCUAAAUCUUUUGGAAAGGCAUAAGACCAACAUGAAGAAGAAAUCAGAAAACAUAUUUGAGGUAAAGGAAAGGGGGAAAAAAAGACCUCCUAUGAAUGAGGUUUACAUAGAAAUGGUUAUUAUGGAGGGAGAUUUUGAAGAAGUCAAUCGUGAACAUGAGACUGUGAAGACUGAUGAAGCCUUCAAGACCAAUAAAUCACAGGAGAUACCCAUCAACUUUAAUGACAUAUUUCAGUCAAUGAAUAACGAGGAGAAAAUUGUUUUGACCAAAGGCAUCGCAGGAAUUGGAAAAACCAUCUCUGUAAACAAGUUCAUUCUGGAUUGGGCAGAGGAAAAGGCCAAUAAGGAUGUAGAUGCCGUGUUCCUGUUUCCAUUCAGAGAGAUAAACUUGAUUGCAGAGGAACAGAUAAGUUUCAUUGAGUUUCUACAAAAAUUGUAUCCUUUUCUGGAAAAAGCAAUGCUAACUAAGUUACUGACGAAAUAUAAAGUGGUUUUGAUCUUUGAUGGACUUGAUGAGAGUCGCUUGCCCUUGAAUUUUAAAAGCAGAAUGGUGUCGAAUGUUACGGAAAAAGCAUCUGUAGGUGAACUGUUUAUAAAUCUGAUCAGAGGUCAUCUGCUUCCAUCAUCUCUCAUCUGGGUAACAUCAAGACCAGCAGCAGCCAAUCAAAUCCCUUCUGAGUAUGUAGGUCUGUUCACAGAGGUUCGAGGAUUCACUGACCAGCAGAAGGAGGAAUACUUCAGAAAGAGAAUCAAAGAUGAAACUAAAGCUUCUAAAAUCAUCUCUCACGUUAAGAAGUCUCGUAGUCUCUACAUCAUGUGUCACAUUCCUGUCUUCUGUUGGAUCACAGCCACAGCACUUGAUUAUAUUCUCAAGAACAAUGAGGAAGACAUUGACAUUACACUUACUGAAAUGUACAUAAAAUUUUUGCUGAUUCAGAUGAACAUGAAGAACCAAAAGUAUGACCAAGAACAUGUAAGCCAGGAUAAAUCGCUGCUGAACUCAAACAAGGAUAUGAUUUUAAAGUUGGCUGAGCUAGCGUUUAAACAGCUGAUGAAAGAAAACAUUAUCUUCUAUGAGGAAGAUCUCCAGGAAUGUGGAUUUGAUGUGAGUAAAGAUUCAGAGUACAUAGGAAUGAUUGCUGAGAUCAUUCAGACAGAGGAUGGACUUCAUGAGAAGAAGAUCUUCAGUUUUGUGCAUCUGACUGUUCAAGAGUUCCUGGCUGCGCUGUAUGUGUUUGUCUGCUACCGCAACAAAGAACAUCAAAAACUUGACAAUUUCUUUAAAAGACUUCGAACGACCUCAAAUAUUGAUCUGCAUAACAUUCUAAUUGGGGCCAUUAAGAAAGCCAAGCAGAGUCAGAGAAGACAUCUGGAUCUGUUUGUUCGGUUUCUGCUGGGCAUUUCACUGGAAUCCAGUCAGAAGCUGCUCAUAGGUCUCUUCACAGACACUGAAGACACCACAGACAGCAUCAGAGAAACAACUGAAUUCAUUAAACGAUUAAAAGCCGAAGAUUCAUUCUCAGAUGAAGCUUCAGUCAAUAUGUUUUAUUGCUUACUGGAGCUCAAGGAUAAGUCAUUAUAUGAGGACAUUCAAAGCUACCUACAUUCACAUGCUCAUUUACCGACGCAUCUCACAUCUUCAGUCUGCACAUUGAUGGUUCAUGUACUGCUGAUGUCAGAGCAGGUGCUGGAUGAGUUUAACACAAAGAAAUACACUCCAGCAGGAUACAAUUACCAAAGAUUCAUCCCAGUUGUGAGAUGUUGCAGAAAAGCCCUAUUUGACAACUGUGAUUUGACCGCUGAGUCCUGUGAAAUUGUGGCUUCAGCUCUCCAAUCCUCAAACUCACCUGUGAAAGAUCUGGACCUGAGUAACAAUGACCUGCGGGAUUUAGGAGUGAAGCUCAUUUCUGAUGCUCUCAAGAGUCCAGACUGUAAAUUACACACACUGAGAUUGUCCAACUGUAAUCUGACUGCUGAGUGUUGUGAAAGUUUAUCUUCAGCUCUACAAUCCCCAAACGUAUCACUGAGAGAUCUGGACCUGAGUAACAAUGACCUGCAGGAUUCAGGAGUGAAGGUUAUAUCUGCUGCUCUCAAGAGUCCAGAAUGUAAACUACAGACACUGAGAUUAUCAGGUUGUAUGGUGACAGAUGAAGGUUGUAGUUAUUUGGCUUCAGCUCUGAUUUCAAACCCAUCAUCACACCUGAAAGAGCUGGAUCUGAGCUACAAUCACCCACAACACUCUGGAGUUCAGAUGCUCUCUCAGUGUACACUGGACAAACUCAAUUUGGAUCAUGGAGAAGAGUUCAGAAUUACUGCAGGACCACGCAAGUAUGCCUGUGAUCUCACACUGGAUCCAAACACUGUAAACGCUGCUCUCAUACUAUCAGAGGACAACAGAAAGGCGACAUGUGCGAUAUCCCCUCAGCCGUAUCCUGAUCAUCCAGACAGAUUUGAUUAUUUUUCUCAGGUUCUGUGUAGGGAGAGUCUAACUGGAUGCCAUUACUGGGAGGCAGAAUUGAGCGAGUCAAGCGCUAUUAUAUCAGUGACAUAUAAAGACAUCAGCAGGAAAGGAAAGAGUAAUGACUGUUUCUUUGCAUUUAAUGAAAAAACAUGGAGUCUUGAGUACAUUAGUGUUUACUACAUUGAUCAGAACAAUUAUAUUGACCAUUCAUCCUUUCGUGCUACUCAUGGUAAUAUGUUUAGAUUCAUAUCUGCUCCUUCACCUCGCUCUAAUAGAGUAGGAGUUUAUCUGGACUGGUCAGCAGGCACUUUGUCCUUCUACAGUGUCUCUGAUACACAAACACUCACACACUUACACACGUUCAACACAACAUUCACACAACCUCUAUAUGUUGGAUUUGGGGUUGAGGAUAAAGUGUCUCUCUGUGAGCUAACAAAUCUUUCAUCUCUCGAUGUAAGUCUAAUACAUUAUAAGAAGAGAUGGACCCAUCCCAGUGAAUUAUUCACAAGAGGUACAGAUUCAAAAAAGACCAAAUUAAGCAUCAAUAAUUUUUUGUUCAAAUCUGGCUGGCCAGAAAAAAUCACCCGGCCCAGAUGCAGGAUAAACGACGGCCCAGAAUUUCCCCAAGUACACUGGCCCAUGUCUGGGUGCUAAACAUGAGCAGACACUGCCAGCUCGUGUAGAUAUCACUAUUGUGAAAUACACAUAAUCGGAACACAGCUUGUUCCUUUUAAAGUACUAAGACUAAAAGCAAAAUAGGACGUAAUUACUGUAAGUAUUACCAUACACAUGCUAUUUCAUAUUAAUUAUACAUGGUAGUAUUGUUUGUUUAACCAUAUCAGAUACAUAAUUGUUUUACUGUUUAAACUCACCUACUGUAUGUGUCAGACAACGCUCUACUAUAAGCACCACCACACUCAUUAAUACAACAGUAUGCAUCUCCAUGAACAGUAAGAAGCCUUUCACAAUGUUGUUGUUGUUGUUACAGUAUGAUAACAGUUAUCAUCCUGUCAGUUUAAUAUGAAGGAUCCUAUCUUAGAUCCUCACGUGCAGAAUGUUUUUAUUAUUGUGUUUUUAGUUUUAUUCCUAACCAUUUAUUUACAUAAUCAUCAUAAUAAUUUUAUAAUCAUUAGUUAUACAUAUGUUUAUUUGUUAAUUCAAUAUUAUUUUAUCAUUAUCAAUUUCAUUAUGAUCAUUUUUAUCAUUAUAUUAUCAUUUAUUCAUUCAUUUAUUAUUCUUAUAUUUCUAUAUUUUAUUAUAUUAUUAAUUCAUUCAUUCAUUAUAUUUCAAUGUUUCAUAUGUCUUAUUGAUUUCAUUGUUGUUCAGUUAAUGAAUAGAUCAUUUAGGUAUAAAUUGAUCAACUUUGUUAAAAAGAAAUUACUCCAUUCAGUGUUAAAAGAUGUGGUACAGAGAUGUUUUAAAGAAAUUUGAAAUACAUGAGUGUAUAAUUUUGCUAUCAGAAGUGAGCAUGUUAUUAACAGAUUUAGUAUUAUUAUUUUAUUAUUAUUAUUAUUUGAGUAUUAUUUUCUCCGAAUUAAAAAAGUAAUUGAUUUUUUUCCCUGUUCAAGCCAUUUUACUCUAGCUCUUAUAAAUGCUUCUUUUGCUUUUUCUAUGUACAGAUCAUUAAGAUUUUUUGUUUCACUUUCACUUGGG
Messenger RNA from Paramisgurnus dabryanus, 4628 nucleotides. Its product is annotated as NACHT, LRR and PYD domains-containing protein 3-like. The record is from RefSeq and is a predicted model, not a curated record. Gene Ontology annotation, molecular function: protein binding. NCBI's taxonomy places the organism in Eukaryota, Metazoa, Chordata, Actinopteri, Cypriniformes, Cobitidae.